ACGCGAGUGUCAACUUGGCCUGGUGUGUGUGUACUUGCUGUGUGAGACUUAUAGCACACAACAUGGCGGCCAGUGGCUGUGGCGGAGGGGGGAACACGGAAAUCGGAUCAAAAUUGAGUUUGAAUUCGUUGGAUUUAAGUGAAUUCGUGAGGACCUUCGCUCUACCUGAGUGUGUUUGUGUGACGGACGGAAGUUACUUGAGUAAAACCGUGCAGAUUUCAAAAGGGGACGUUAUCCUUCUCAAGUCCUGCGACCCCGUUAGGAGAGUUACCGUGUCGUACAAGGAUGAAGGUUCCCGUUCUUGGACCGAGGUCCGGCUUCCCUUGGACUACCCCCACAAAUUUUUGGUCCUACCCCCGAAGGACUCCGGGUCGGAUAACCGAGCGGUGUCCAUGAUCUCCUACCCGACGGUGUCGGAUUUACUACUAGACAGCCCGACGUAUUUCGAGGCGACGACCCUCUAUGAAGAUCCUUACCUUCCAGGUCAUUCGGUCAAGCCCGGGGAUAGGUUUAGGUUUGUGGAGAUCGUUAAGGAUUUAAAAGACGGUCAAGAUGGGUUGAAGGUGAAAGACGAGAAUGGACAUUACAUCACUUUGUCCUCCGAGUGCCGGGGUAAUUUUUUCCCUCUGAAAGACGAGCGUGAGUACUCACUCAAGGAGCUGAUAGAACUCGCUCCCGUGCAGCGGAGGUUGAGGCUCGUCGAGGGUGAUUCACGCGCCGGUGUAAAAAUAGCACCGGAAAUUUCCGAUGAGUACACGGCUGUGAUCAAACCAAAAAAACUUUUAGAUUCGUCGUUUUCGUCGUCGGUGUCUUCUUUAGGCGAGGGCGGAGAUUCCCUCCCCGCCGGGUAUACGGGCGUGGUCCAUCUCCAGAAACCCGAGCCCAUGUUACUCGUGUCCCCGUACAAUGACCCCGACACGGUGUGGAACAUUCCUAUCUCAUCCAACCUCUGGGUCAGGCCUUACUCGGAAGACGAGUACGAAGUUCCGGCCCCGAAGAAAAUAACCCACCCCCUUGUUCCGUUACCGCUCCCCGCGUCUUCCCAUGACCAACCCCCUCCCUUCCAAGCCCCCAGUGACUCACCCGCUCCGCCUAAGCUGGUCCCUUUAAAGAUCACCAGCUUCGUUGACGCUCACCUGCCGUCUUUUCCGGUCAAGGCCAAAGUUCUCGACACCACAGAGGCGAGUCCGUUUUUCAGAAAAAUUCUGAGAAACGUCGAUGACGUCAUCGUGUACCGUGUGGACGAAGCGAAACGCCUGUUCGUGAAAGACGCGAAAUCUGACAAUGUAUUCAGCCUUUCACACGAUCUAAAACUCUCCUUCAUCGAGUAUCCGGAAAAAUUCAAAACGGUUCUAAAUCUGCUCCAUCUGCCAGCCGGCACUGAGGUUACAGUUCUAGAAGACAUUGCCGCCGAUUUCCCCAAACCGUUUUCGUUAAGAUUCGGCGAUAUCUUACGCAUCGCUGCCAACAAUCCUUACUUCAUCAAGAUGAAACAUGCCGCUCGGGACUGCGAGGUUCUCAAAUGUUUCAGAUUAGACCCCGACGGCGGAGAACCCACAAAACUAAAACUGCCGUUAGAUUUUGAAAUCAACAUGGCCAUCACCACCGACCACAGCAGCAGGAAGAUGGUAACACUCCAAGACCUACUUUCCGGCGCGGCGCCUAUCCCUAAGCAAGAGGUCGCGUCUUUCCCUGACGCGUCUGAAAGUGACAUUCUCAAAGAAUUACCAGUUGAUGUUCAGAUUCUGAAAUCGAUGAAAGAAUUGUUCCUUGUUGUACAAUCCAAAAAACCUGUUCAUACACCUUCUUCGACUUGGUCGCGAAAAGCAAAAACAUCGUUAUUUUCACCCAAACAGAAAACUGAAGCUCCGUUGCCCUGUGAAGCAGCGACAAACCCCCUGCCAUCUCCAAAAGACGAACUACCGUGCGUGGUUUCAGAUAAAGCACCAGAACGACAUAAAAACAUCGGUCUUCCUGUAAACAGCGGGCUAGUUCUGGGGUAUGUGGAGCGUCUGGACAUCUUCGAGUUGGACGUGGAGGCGUCCGAGGCAGACUACAUCCGGGCGCCCAUAGAGAGGAUGACCAUGGCGGAGUACGAGGAGCGAGAGAGGCUGAGGAAGCUGAACAUUGAGUACGAGGAUGUGGAGUUCGGAUCCAACAGCACGCUUGAUGAGACGGGAGAGAGGGGGCAUCUACCGAGGGCUGGGUCCACUGGGCUUUUGGAGAGGAAAGAGAAAAAGACAAAAAUGGAUAAAGUCCGGAGAUUCAGCAAGGCGCUGAACCCGAAACACUGGCGGCAGCCCAAAGCUGAACCCGAGCCUUUGCCCCACCCCUCAGCCAUGGGACUCAUGGCCCUAGCUUCUCGACUUCAGGAGGGAGAAGGUAACGAGUACCAACACCAGCAGAUCGACUCGAGGUCAUCCACAAUGAGUACAUCGUCUGGUAGGGAAAUCUCCAGUGGUGAAGAAGUAGAAGAAAACUUUUAUGAAGAUGUUGAAAUAGGCCCAGUGAAAGCUGCUACGUUUGCCGCCCCGCAAGCACGGCAGACUGGUGCAUUUUCAAGUGCAACACACAGAUCAUUACCUAUGCCAAAACUUCCACCUCGACUGCUAUCCAGUAAAAACUCCAACAGCAGGCACGGUGCUAGAAAUCUGGAAGAUGCUGACACAGCAUCGGGACCACUGCCAGUCACACGAGUGGCCAGUUACGAAGAACAAUCAAACCUGACAAAAGCCAAGAAUUGGGCGACUAGCCUCACUACCAAAUUCAGUAUGAAGCCUAAGGUUGAAACACCGGGCAAAACAAAGCAUGGGAAAGAAGACAUGGAGAAAAACAACCAUACACAGUCACUGAGAGAGUCACCCAUGUCUAGAAGCUCUACUGCUCAGGCAGAAGGAACUCCAUUGAGGUCGACAUCAAGAGAACAGGUUAAUGACAAUGCUUCCACAAAAAAAUCUUCCAAUGACUCUGUAACAAACAGACAUCAGACUUCCAAUGAGAAGACUCCCAGUGAGACUGGCGCAAUGUCACGCCCUGAAAAUAAACAAAAACCUGUUGCCGCAAUAGAAAAAGAUAAUGAACCUGCUCCUAUCGCACCUAAAAGAAGAAAAGCGAUGAAAUUAAAUGCAGAAAAAAAUGGCUCAGGAAGCGAUAUUAAAGAUUCUGAUGUAAAAGUUGAAAAUUUAGCUCAUGGUAAUUCUAUUCCGAGCAAGGACGAUACAGAAAGCAAUAAAGACAAACGUGUUGAACAUAGUAAGGCACAUGACACCAAUGGUUCUAGUCUAGAACCCAAACAUGAAAGUGACAAACCAGCCAGCUCCCCUGAGGCCAAUGGUAAGGCAGAGCCCCCUAGGCCUAAGCCUCGGAACAUAAAUAAAACUUUAAUGGCAGCGGAGGUGUCCAAUCCACCUUUGCCACCUCGCGGGGAACCUGCCCCAAGGAUCAAAAAGUUGUUAAAAAGUGUCGACUUACCCAGCAACAACACUGUUGCCAAACCAGUAAACCCAACACGGACAACUGAUGCAGAUAUUUCAAGACCUCCACGACCACCUCCAAAACCUCGUGUCUCACAACACAGUGAAGUUUAGUUUUCUAAUAGUGUUUGACAACUGAUUAUGAUGAUGUUAAAUAUUGAUUACUAAAAAAUUCCAUUGAUGUUUUUUAUUGAAUUAGUUAUAAUCAACCCAUGAAUGUUUAUUAAUUGGGCAUCACAUAUUCGUUUCAGAAAAAACGGACUCUUCAAUUUCAAAUUAAAUUAUCAAAUAAAACUAUUGCAGAAUAGUUAAAAAAUAAAUGUUCAAAAAUAAGGUUUAUAACGGGGUUGCCUGGGAGGAAAAUUAGAUGUAUUAUUAUAAUCUCAGAUAAUUGUUGUAUUAAGUAUAGAAUUGUUGUCAACUUCUGUGAUUUUUGUAAUAAUGGGAUUAAUUUUUUUCUCUGCAUAAUAACUGUUCGAUCUAAAAGAAUUUCUUUAUAUUAUUUUAUUAUAUUUAAAAAUAAAAAUCUUAAAUGUUUAUUCAAUUAAAACUUUCCUGGACAUAAAAUAUGGAAGAAUAGAAUGAAUUGACAAAUAUUUUAAACUGGGAUUGUCAAAGUUUUAACAAUGUUGAGAUCUUGUUGCAAAUUUGUGUGUGAUUCAAAUGUUUUGUUUUAUAAUUUAAUGUGCAAAGAGUAGAAAAAGUUCCCAGUUAUACUACUAUAUCAAAUUUAACUUGCAAUUAGUGAAUAUAUAGAAAGUAAAUAAUUUUUUCAUUCAAUUAAGUAACAUUUAAAAAAAAUUCUAUUACUGUUAAGCUUUCAUUUUUUUAAAACUGUAAAUAAUCUUUAGUUUCACACUUUAAUUACUUAAAGAAUGUAACUAUUUU
Messenger RNA from Physella acuta, 4361 nucleotides. RefSeq lists its product as uncharacterized. The record is from RefSeq and is a predicted model, not a curated record. Lineage: Eukaryota; Metazoa; Mollusca; Gastropoda; Physidae. Gene Ontology annotation, biological process: T cell receptor signaling pathway. Gene Ontology annotation, cellular component: cytoplasm; nucleus.